UUUAGGGUCACCUCAUUCUCUAUUUUGGCUGGAAGAUGCUGUCCUCGAUGCCCGAAAGCAGACAGUGAACUCAGGGACGGCACUGCUGGGAUUUCAGCAGCCCAAACCAAGCAUCAGUGAGUAAAUAACCCCUGAGCCUGUUUCCAGCUGGAAUUUCCUAGAAAAUAAUUGCUGGAAAAACCCAGGUGUCCUCGCCAAGACUGCAAAACCUCGCUUCUUCAACGGAGGAGAAGCCGGUAGAUGGAGAUGCCGCAUCCCGAAAGGGGAAGAGCCGAUCCCCGGGGAGGGGGAAUGCGCUGUCUUCAUCGCUCUCCGAGGGUUUUUUGGCCACUUCCAAGCCCGGCUCUUGGAUCGAAGGCUGGUUCUUGCGGGGACUCGCCUGCAUGGAAAGUCUAAACCCCUCUGAGCGCCAGCGGCGCCUCUGCCCUCCGGGAGCUGGGGAUUAGAUCAGGAAAUGAGGCACAAGCAGAGGUAAGAGGUUUCCUGAAAUCCUAGCCAAGGCUUGAGUUAUUAAACCAGGCUUCCUGAGUUUUAAAAAAAAAAAACCAAACACCACAACCCUUGGAGAUUUUUGUCUGCGCUUGGCAAUUUUAAAAGCAAAAGGUACCCAGGUGUGAGGGACCCAUUUGCACCUCAGUUCCCCCCUCUCCCCGGGGUGUUUUGCUUGGCUGAUUUUUGCAGGGUGUUUCUGGCCUCAGGGGGUUUUGCAAAGUCCAUUUAAUUAUUAACAGGCAGCUCCUGCCCUUAGCUAGAGGUUAACAGGGCUGGAGACAAGGACGAUGCUGGGUUUUGGGGCAGGCAGAAGCUUUACGGGAGCAGCUAUUAGAUGUGUUUGGAGUCCUUUGGAUGGUUUUAUCCAUCCUUCAGGCUGGAAAACCAGACUUGAUAUGAGAUGGGAGCACCUUAAAAACCCCUUUGCUUCUCCUCCUCAUCUGAAACUGUGUUUUCUCUUUGUUUUUAGGGCAGUCAGACCCUCUCUUGGCUGCAGAAAUGCUCAUACCUCAGCACAACUGAUUGUGGGCUUGGGGCAAUGGGGGAAAUCCUGCCCCAUGGGUGAAAAAUCUCUGCUGUCUCCUUCCUGUUGCUCAUCCCCAUCCCUGUGCACACUGCUAGCCGUUCUCUGGAGAGCUUCUCCCUCCAUCCCAGCCCUAGAGCACCCUCCAUUUGCUCAGUUGCUCGUUUCGAACAUGCCUAAAAUUUGCAGCAGACAGCAAUUUGGGAGGAGGAAGGGGCCGGCUCAGGUGUGGCAUUAGGACCCAGCGGAUCCCCCAUGUUGGAGACUCCUCCGGCUGCAUCCCGGCCCACGCUGCUCCUCCAUCGCUGCUGUCAGGAUGAGAGCGGUGGGGCUCUUCUUGCUGUGUCUGCCAGCGCUCCUGGUCCAGGGACAGUACAGCAGGUUUGAAGGCAUCACCUACCCCGAGCCGGUACAAUAUUCCCAGUACGACCAGCAAUCAGAAAUUCAGGAUUACUACGACUAUCACGAUGUCACCCCCCGUGCCCCCGAGGAGCAGUUUCGGUACCAGUCCCAGCAGCAAUCCCAGCAGGAAAUCGUGCCGGCCCCGACCCCAGCUGCUGCCCCUGAGACCGAGCCCACAGAGCCAGGACCCCUCGACUGCCGGGAGGAGCAGUACCCCUGCACCAGGCUCUACUCCGUGCACAAGCCCUGCAAGCAGUGCCUGAACGAGAUCUGCUUUUACAGCCUCCGACGCGUUUACGUGAUCAACAAGGAGAUCUGCGUCCGCACCGUGUGUGCCCACGAAGAGUUGCUGCGAGCCGAUCUCUGCCGCGACAAGUUUUCCAAGUGCGGGGUGAUGGCCACCAGUGGGCUCUGCCAAACUGUUGUUGCAUCCUGCGCCCGCAGCUGCGGCGGAUGCUGAGCUCGAGGGGACCCCCCUUCGCCGGCUGCAUCCCGGGAUCCCAACCCCUUCCCAUCUUCCUCUCCCGGGUACCCAUCCCACUCUGGAUCUUCACCGUGGUGCUAAAGAAACUGUGCAUGAAAGAGCAUAAAAAAAAAAAAGUCCAUUUUUUGUGCACAUAAUAAUUAAAAAAAGGGGGGGGUAUUAUUUUUAUUACUUUCCUUAUUAUAUUGUAAAGGGGGGGUGGUGCGAGCCCCCACCCCCCCUGUUUUCUACGUAGAGUAUCCAAGAGAUAAAGCGUAAGGGUCGCUGCGGC
Molecule: messenger RNA, 2172 nt
Organism: Harpia harpyja (harpy eagle)
Lineage: Eukaryota; Metazoa; Chordata; Aves; Accipitriformes; Accipitridae
Gene: MFAP2
Product: microfibril associated protein 2
Exons: 10
Coding region: 1332-1877 (181 amino acids)
Biological process (GO): embryonic eye morphogenesis
Cellular component (GO): microfibril
Source: RefSeq, a predicted model, not a curated record